This is a messenger RNA of Trichobilharzia regenti, 372 nucleotides long. The record is from the annotation of a GenBank genome assembly. NCBI's taxonomy places the organism in Eukaryota, Metazoa, Platyhelminthes, Trematoda, Strigeidida, Schistosomatidae.
AUGAAAAUUUUAGGAAUAUUUUUAAUCGCAGCAGUAUUAUUGGAUGGAAUACAUUCCGUGAAGAAUAAAAAGGUUAAAUGCUAUCGGUGUGCAGAUUGUCCAAAUCCAUUUGACAAAGAAUUAGUCACUGAACUGGCCAAUUGCAAUUAUUGUCGAACCGUUUACACCUAUCGAGAUGAAGAUACUUACAGAAUUGAAAAGGAUUGUGUAACCAGUUGUAUAGCUCGAGAUCGUCGAAAUAACAAUGUUGGCUUAGUGACUGAAUGCUGUGAUGAAGAUUACUGCAAUUCUUCACCGAAACACAUUUCCACUUCGUAUAUGAUUAUUCUCAGCGCCGCGCUGACAAUUUAUACUGCUAACAAAAUAUUCUAA